AUGCUUGAGCGAGACACUAAACAAAAACGUGUGCGUCAAGAGUGCGCGCGGCAAAUGGCUGAGGCGUCUUUAAGCAAAACAAAAAAACAACACUCGUUUGUUCGGCCGCUUGGUCGCGCCCGUGGCAGCGAGCGCGCUUUCCUUAGCCGAGGAACGUCCACACAGACUGAACAGCUUCGCGUGGCAAAUACUCCGAUGUUGCUCGCUCAGUGUGGACCCGGCUAUUAUUGUAGCAAUAUUGCAAAUAUUAUUAUAGAAAUGUCUAAAAUAAAGCGACAGUUUAAGAAUUUAUUUCAUCAAACUAUAUCCCAGUAA
Messenger RNA from Arctia plantaginis, 315 nucleotides. Lineage: Eukaryota; Metazoa; Arthropoda; Insecta; Lepidoptera; Erebidae. The record is from the annotation of a GenBank genome assembly.